GACUGUUCGGUUUCACACAGAGAGAGAGAGAGAGAGAGAGAGAGAGAGAGAGUUGAUUACACUAUAGGCAGAGGACAGAGUUGAGUCUCCAUCUUCCCCUGAAUCUGAUUGAAACUCUUUGGUUUCAGAAGCAAUGGAUGUUGAUGGUGAGAGUAAUGGCUAUCCUUGGUGGGCAUGCCUGUGCUGUGGCUUUUUCUCACUGUUUGCUUCAAGCGAAAGAAGUGCAGAAUCUGCAGCUAUCAGUUCAGAUGAUGCUGUCUCUCGGGACUCUAAUGUCCUAGCUAGACAUUUAUCCGCAUCCCCAGCAGAAUUUGAACCGGGCUAUGAGUAUGAGGUUUUCCUGAGCUUCAGGGGACCGGAUACUCGCAAAGGCUUCACUGAUUUCCUCUACAACGCCCUUGUAGAUGCUGGGAUACGCACCUUUCUGGACGACGAGGCGCUCCGUAAAGGAGAACAAAUCGGGCCUAACCUCCUGGAGGCGAUCAAGCAAUCAAAGGUCUCUGUACCCAUCUUCUCCAGGGGCUACGCUUCUAGUAAAUGGUGCCUCAAGGAACUGGCCCAGAUGGUGGAAUGUAGGAACUCGGCAGGGCAGAUGAUAAUGCCCAUUUUUUAUGAUGUCACGCCCAAUGAGGUUCGGCAUCAAACAGGACGAGAUUAUAAGACAGCAUUUUCACAGCACGUGAAGACAUACAGCUCGAACGUCGUUCAGCAAUGGAGGGAUGCUCUAGCUGAGGUCGGAGCCUAAAGGGAUGGGAUCUGAAGAAUGUGGCAAAUGGACACCAAGGCCAGUUAAUAAAGCUAGUAGUUACAGAGAUUUUGAGGGAAUUGAAGAAAGCUCAUCUUCUUGUGACCGACAACUUAGUUGGGAUUGAGGAUCGCUUGGAGGCAGUCAUCUGAUUGGUUGAUGUUGGUGCGAGAGAUGUAAGGAUGAUUGGGAUAUGGGGUAUGGGAGGCAUCGGUAAGACGACUCUUGUGAAGGUCAUCUACAAUCAGAUUUUGGAUCAAUUUGACGGUCGUAGCUUCCUCAAUGACAUUCAUGAGUCGGUAAAACAGAAUGGUCUUAAGUACCUGCAAAGUCUGCUAGUUGCUGAUAUCUUAAGGCGUGAACGUCAGGAUUUCACUAGUGUGGAUGAGGGAACUGGGGAGCUUAAGCGCAGGUUCCGUGACAAGAGAGUCUUCAUUGUUCUCGAUAUUGCUUGCCUCUUCACAGGCAAGCAAUAUCGAGAAGCAGAUAUUUUUGGAUAUUGCUUGCCUCUUCACAGGAGAAGAUAAAAAUAUUCCCUCAUAUAUGUGGAAAGAUUGCAAUUUCUUUCCGGAAGGUGGAAUUGACAUCCUUCUUCUAAUGUCUCUGAUUAGGAUUGUACCGGAUAACAAGCUGUAGAUGCAUGAUCAACUCAAAGAUCUCGGUCGGGAAAUUGUCCGGAAAGAAAAUUAUGGACAACCAGGAAAACGCAGUAGGUUGUGGUACUAUGAAGAAGCAAAGGAUGUAUUGGACAAUUCUGAGUUGUUUGUGGAGCAGGGUACGGAGAAUGUUUUAGCCUUCCAUCUUGAUUUUAGAGUUGGGUUCGAAGACUGCCAUUUCACCGGCGAGCAGUUUAGAAAGCUAUCAGAGUUGAGGUUCCUCCAUUUACAUUGUGAUGCUCUGGAAGGAAAUUUUGAUGGCUGCUUAUCGAACUUGAGAUGGUUGAGUUUGCAUAGUUCUAUAUUGAUGAACCAGAUGCCUAUGCCAGCCAAUUUAAAUCUAAAGAACAUCGUUGUUCUGGAAUUAACAUCAUGCGAUGUUAGAGAUGGUUGGGACUCUAUCCAGAUGGCUGUGAAACUGAAAGACCUUUCCCUGCGACAAUGCCAUUAUUUUACCAGAACUCCUGAUUUUUCACGGUUUACUAAUUUAGAGAGUUUAAGCUUUGAAAACUGUCACCAGUUGGAAGUGAUCGCUUCAUCAAUAGGGAGGCUUAAGAGUCUGGCGUUCCUAAACCUUAGUUUUUGUCACAACAUUAGGGAGCUACCUCAUCAAGUGGGCUAUUUGAAGGCAUUGACUGAGCUCAUUAUUGAUGGAACUUCGUUGCAAGAUAUACCAAUCUUGAGUCACUUGAAGAAGCUCAAAAUUCUCCAUGCAAAGCAAUGCAAGUUUUUGUAUCAGAUUCCCAACUCCAUUGAUCUCGGAACUUCUCUCUCGGAUCUAAUACUUGAUUUUUCUGAAAUCAUCGAGCUUCCUGACUCCAUACAGGCUCUUGUGAAACUACAGCGUCUGUCAUUGAAGAGCUGUUCGUUGUUGACAGCACUUCCAGAUUCCAUUGGGCAGCUGAAGGAAUUAAUCGAGCUUAACUUAUCUUUAACGAGAAGGAUUACUAAGUUGCCCGAUUCCAUUGGAGAUUUAGAAAAGCUGCAAGUGCUCAACAUUGGUCACUCUGGCAUACGUCGCUUAUCGACAAAUCUUGGAAAUAUGAGAAAGCUCAUGGUGCUCGACGCUUCGUUUUGUGUGGAGAUGGAGGGAGAACUUCCUUCUGAGCUCGGGCAAUUGUCCCUCUUAAGGGUCUUGAGAUUAGAUGAUGCAGGCAUUAGAAGCCUUCCGCUAUCUAUCAGGAAUCUUGAUCAUCUCCAGACACUCAAUGUAAUAGGAUGCCAUGACCUUCACACUCUCCCUGAGCUUCCUACUGGGUUGACUAAUCUUCAAGUUACUUGUAAGUCACCGGUGCCAAUCCCGAAUCUCCCUGAUUUAAUUAAUUUGAAGCAGUUAACAUUUUCUGAGUGCUUUAACUUGGCAGAGAUGACCCCGGGCAUUGCAAAGUUAUCGAAGUUGGAAUUCUUACAGUUUCUCAGAACAGGUAUUAGCAGCUUACCUGAGGAAAUUGGUGCACUUUCUCAGCUAAAGGUGCUCAGCAUUGUAAAUUGCUGGAAACUUCGAUCCCUUCCCACCCUUCCCGCAGGCCUUCAGGAGCUAUGUGUUGUCGGGUGCAAUCUAUUUCAUGCAUUACCUGAUCUUUCGAACUUGCAGAACCUAUCAGAGCUACAACUACGUGAAUGCUCUCUGAUGGAAAUUCGAGGUCUUGGGAGAUUAGCAUUUUUAACACGCCUGACAGUUAGAAGCCGGAGAAUAGCUAACCUUGAUGCGCUUGAGAGAGUAGAAGCUCUGACAUACUUGGAAGUCUCAUACUGCAGAAAUCUUGAAAGACUACCAGAUUUAUCGAAUCUGAAGUUGUUGAAUGAGAUAAAGGCUAAUGAGUGCAAAAGGCUGGAUGAAGUCGAAGGCCUUGACGAUUUGUGCUCCCUGAGGAAUUUAGAGAUUCGCAAUUGCACAUCCUUGGAAACAUUGCCUGAUUUGUCAAGCUUAAAGCUGUUGGAACGCUUGGACGCUGGAGGCUGCGAGAAGCUACACGGCCUAGAAGGCCUCGAUGAGUUGGAAUCACUGCAAGCGUUAAAUCUCAGACAUUGCAAAGCAAUUACAAGGUUGCCAAAUGUCUCGGGGCUGAAGUCCUUACAGUGGCUAGAUAUCUCAGGCUGUGAUAACCUAACAGAAAUUCCAGGGCUCGAAGAGAUAAAUCCAAUAUCAAUUUCUAGAUAUUAAGUGAAAUUGAGGGGUUCGGGUCUGUAGCAACUUCUGUGAUGGACUUCAAUCUCUCAAUAUCAGACUACGCAAGGAAUGUCCGCUUAUCUGACUCAUGAAGGAUUACUUAUUCAGAGACACUUCCAGUUCUGUUAUCAGAGAAACAAUAAAGGAAGAUAAGCUCCUUAAUUGGCUUGCUGACUACUUGCACUAUUUGUUGGAAUGGAAGGAAAGAAGCAGCUGGCAAUGUGGGAAGAGAUCGAUUCAGGAUUCUCUUAAUUUUGAGAAGUAGAAUGUGAUUUACAUAGACUCAAACUGUUGCAGAUAUGUCUAUAUGAUAGUCGGCUGCAGCAUUACAAAGCCACUGAAAUGUUUAUUUACUUUCUAAUUCACUCAUUUGAAUGAAUAUCUGUUUCGGAUUCUUCAUUUUU
Messenger RNA from Punica granatum (pomegranate), 3975 nucleotides. The record is from RefSeq and is a predicted model, not a curated record. NCBI's taxonomy places the organism in Eukaryota, Viridiplantae, Streptophyta, Magnoliopsida, Myrtales, Lythraceae.